UAAAUGACUAUAGCUAAAUUUGGAAGCAAUGGCCGCACCACAAACAUGUCUUCACAGACAUUUGUUAAGACAAUUUGCUUCGGUUUGGUUUAUUUUCAUUAUGAAAUAAACAAACGAUCCUUUACAAAGACAAUUAGAGAGGUAUUCAUUUCAAAAAAAGAUAUGUUAGUUUGAUCUGAUGUCCUACUUUAUCCGUACUAAUUGGCAAAAGCAAGCACAAAUGUCGAUGGAGUCCGUAAUAGAGGUGACGAGAUUGAGCAGGUGUGCCGAAUGGGUUGCUUUAUUCUUGUAAUAAUGUCUUUUCACCGCUAAGAGGCGGUAAAACACAAUGGAAAUAAGUCAGAAGUGCUCAAUGGGCACGAUUGCACUUGUUGUUAUGUGUCCCAAAGAGGCGGGUGUGAGCCAGAAUCACAAGACGUCCGAACAAAGAGCUCCAGCCCAUCCGAGUGGCAACGCCCCCUUAACCAGGAACGUGGCUGCCAUUGGUCAGAUGACGAGGAAGCGUGUCUGCUAUUGGCUGCGGGAUUUUGUCAUGGCCCGUCUGUUGUUCGGUUUGGGAGCAGGAGCGCCUUUGACAGCGGACUGCAAUUUUUGGAUUUGUGCGCUGUUGACGUGUGGACGCGAGAGUGUAUGAAGGAGGAGAAGAUGAAUGUGGAGGCUCUGAGUAGAGCAGAGCUGCUGACCCUCCUCAGUAUCUUGGAGGGAGAGCUCGAGGCCCAGGAGGUUGUCAUUCACGCCUUCAGGGCUCAACACAAAGAUGCUUUCAUCCAAGAGCGUUAUGGCCAGUAUGACCUCAGCGACCCUUUUCUGGCCUUACAACGGGACAGCAAAGCAGCAGAGCACCAAAACACACUCGCCCAAACUCACGCAAACCCUCUGGCUGUACUAAAACUGGUUAUGGCCCACUGCAAGAGGAUGCAGGAAAGGAUGAUGAGACAAUUGGCAGCGACUGAGAGCAGACACAGAAGGAUGAUAGCUGAUCUAGCGGAGGAGAAACUGCGGCAUGCCCAUCAAUCACAGAGCGACAAUUUCUCCUUGAUACUGCAAACAGAACGAGACGAACUGUUGCAACAGCUUGAAAUUGAGCGUGCAGCAGUGCGACGACUGGAGCGGGAACAGGAUCAAGCCGUAAGCCAGGCAGAGGAGUCGCUGACUCAGCAGCAACAGCUUUCAUCAACUCUCAGCAGAGAGCUCCAGAAAGCCAGCAGCCGAGCAGAGGAGGAGGCUCAGAAGGUCUACGGGCUCCGUACUUUGCUCCAAGAGGAGACAGGAGCUGUGGAAAAGCUACAGGCGCUCCUCCAAGAGGAAAAGAGCAGGGCGGCAGAACUGGAGGCUCAAACUAAGAGGAAACUCGCUGAUUUUACCACCGAGCAAGAGCAACUGAAAGCCGGACUCGUCAAGGAAGAGGAAAGGAGCAAGGACCUGAGGAGACAACUUGAAGAGCUGAAAAAGAGAUUGGCUGAAACCAGUGAGACCAAAGAGGGCCCAAAGGAGGCACUGGCAGUGGAAAAAGAGUCACCCUCCAAGAUGACACUUGUGCCCGCCUCGGUUCAGACUGAGCCUGAUGGAAAAGUAAUUGGCCCUGCAAAAACAAGCUCGAUGUCAAAGGUCAAUGGCCAUCACAUUCUCAAAGAGACAGAGGCAACUCAGGAUUGGAGAGGAACGGAAAACACAGGCGUGCUGGAAAACGGCACAGGAGCAAGCUUACACUCUCCUCUCCAUCCUCAUCCUCACACUUUUCCUCACUCGCCCUCCAGUACCGCCUCCUCUUCCCUCUCCUCUUCUCCCAUUUCCUCCCCAGUUUUGGCCAAACAUCUCAACAGCCCGGGUUUCCAUCAGUCCUCCUACCAGGCUGGAGUCAAUCAGCGAUUCCAGGCUGCCAGACACAAGUUUCAAAGCCAGGCGGAGCUGGAGCAGCAACAGCACAACGGACCCCUUUCCCCCAGGGACCUCUCGCCCACCAUCUCCUCCAACCCUCCCCCACCAGAGCACAGUGCAGUCAAGCAGCUGGCCCGCAACACGGUCACACAGGUGCUGUCCCGGUUCACUAGCCAGCAGGCUGGCGUCAAGCUGGUACCAAUGAGCAACUCUCCAUUUGGUACAGACUACCGUAAUUUAGCUGCGUCGCCUCCUGGGGGGAGAUCACCUUCCGGGCCUUUGUCUCCAGGUAUCCGUUCCCCUCUCAACCCUCGAUCGGAGAGGACUCAUCCUCCUCCGAUUCCCCCUAAGAAGCUAGGCAUGAGUCCGACUCCAGGCUCCCCGAGCCAUUCUGCCCAAACAAGCGUGUUCUCUGAGCUUUCAGGAAACUGUGGACCCAACAGCAGCGGGCAAGAAGAAGCAACAGAGCCGGACCUGGUUUUAUCUUCUUGCAGUUAAUGUCCACAUCAUACUGACAAACGCUGAAAACGCACACAAUAUGUGCUUGCCACACCGGCCGUGUCAUGUAAAAUCCAUCAGAAUUUUUGCAUAGCUGCCUCUCUGGAGGGCUGCACAUAAGACAGGCAAGGAAACAUCGAGCCAGAAAAUAUAAGCUUGCCAUGGCAUGUUUUGACUAGAAUGGAUGACACUGGCACCAGAAUAAGUCGCAGGACGAAGGAAUCAUCUGUGAUGAGUAAACCUCAUGCUGCUCACUGUCUGCGUUCAAAAAAUUGCACAGUAUCAAAUCUAGGGGAUGACAGAGGACGUCUGGAUCAGUGGCUCUCAAACAUUUUAUGGUCCGGGACCCCCCCCCGCAAAUUUGUAAUUGAACCUGAGGAUCCCCUGACUUCAACAUUGCAAAUGGUGGCGAGAGACCUUAUUAAUAUGCAAUGAAUUACACUCGUGAAGCAGUGGAAUUAGGGGGGAUGGGGGAGGAGUCCUGUACGCUCUUGGUAGUUUACGUUGAUAAAGGUCUCAGUCACAAUUAAUUAAAAUCAUCCUCUCUAUAUCAAUGCCACAGGAUCUUUUUUUUUUUUUAUAUAAAAGUACUUUAUUUUCACGGACCUGGUCUAGCUGACUUCAGCAAGGUCACGUUCCACCUGGAGGGAUCCCCUGCUCACAUCCUCGUGAGCCACUACCUCACUGCAACUGUAAACUGAGCUCUGUGAGACUGUUGAGGAGUUACCCAGUGUGCUUCUUAGGGUGGACAGCUGACCCGCUCCAGAUGUGGGCAUCGCCGCACAAGUGUCACAAAAGAAAGCAGUGCUAGUAUACUCAGGAUGCCUAGAAUCGACAGAUCUGUGGCAUUGCUAGUAGGCGCAAGUCUUUCUCACGGGAGCAGGUCAGUUUGGUAAUGUUGUACAAACCCAAUUCCAAUGAAGUUGGGACGUUGUGUUAAACAUACAAUGAUUUUCAAAUCGUGCUCAGCCUAUAUUUAAUUCAAUACACUACAAAGAUGAGAUAUUUAAUGUUCAAACUGAUUUACUUUAUUGUUAUUAGCAAAUAAUCAUUAACUUGGAAUUUUAAGGCUGCAACAUGUUCUAAAAAAGCUGGGACAGGUGGCAAAAAAGAAUGAGAAAGUUGAGGAACGCUCAUCAAACACCUGUUUGGAACAUCCAACAGGUGAACAGGCUAAUUGGGAACAGGUGGGUGCCAUGAUUGGGUAUAAAAGGAGCUUCCCUGAAUUGCUCAGUCAUUCACAAAUAAAGACGGGGCGAGGUUCACCUCUUUGUGAACAAGUGCGUGACAAAAUAGUCGAACAGUUUAAGGACAAUGUUCCUCAACAUACAAUUGCAAGGAAUUUAGGGAUUUCGUCAUCUACGGUCCAUAAUAUCAUCAAAAGGUUCAGAGAAUCUGGAGAAAUCACUGCAUGUAAGCGGCAAGGCCGAAAACAAACAUUGAAUGCCUGUGACCUUCGAUCCCUCAGGCGGUGGGUAAAGGAUAUCACCACAUGGGCUCAGGGACACUUCAGAAAACCAAUGUCAGUAAAUACAGUUUGGCGCUACAUCCGUAAGUGCAACUUGAAACUCUAUUAUGCAAAGCAAAAGCCAUUUAUCAACAACACCCAGAAACGCCGCCGGCUUCUCUGGGCCCGAGCUCAUCUAAGAUGGACUGAUGCAAAGUGGAAAAGUGUUCUGUGGUCCGAAGAGUCCAUAUUUCAAAUUGUUUUUGGAAAUUGUGGACGUCGUGUCCUCCGGGCCAAAGACAAAAAGAACCAUACGGACUGUUAUUGACGCAAAGUUCAAAAGCCAGCAUCUGUGAUGGUAUGUGGCUAUGUUAGUGCCAAUGGCAUGGGUAACUUACACAUCUGUGAAGGCACCAUCAAUGCUGAAAGGUACAUACAGGUUUUGGAGAAACAUAUGCUGCCAUCCAAGCGACGGCUUUUUCAUGGACGCCCCUGCUUAUUUCAGCAAGACAAUGCCAAACCACAUUCUGCACGUGUUACAACAGCGUGGCUUCGUAGUAAAAGAGUGCGGGUACUAGACUGGCCGGCCUGCAGUCUAGACCUGUCUCCCAUUUAAAUGUGUGGCGCAUUAUGAAGUGCAAAAUACGAGAACGGAGACCCCAGACUGUUGAACAGCUGAAGCUGUACAUCAAGCAAGAAUGGGAAAGAAUUCCACCUACAAAGCAAAUGCAGUUCCCAAACAUUUAUUGAAUGUUGUUAAAAGAAAAGGUGAUGCAACACAGUGGUAAACAUGACCCUGUCCCAUCUUUUUUGGAAUGUGUUGCAGCCAUAAAAUUCCAAGUUAAUGAUUAUUUGCUAAAAACAAAAAAAAAAAAAAAAAAAAAGAAAAAAACAUUUGCUGCAAAACUGUUUUAGUUGUAGAUGGGACAAAAAUAAAGAACCUCUUCGAAUGAGAGUAGUAGCUGCCACACAUCCACAGAAAAUAUUGAACUUUUUUGAAAGCUGCUUAAAGAAUAUUACAGUGGACAUUGAAUGCAGACAAGUAAAUGACUGCACCUUUUUUGAGUACACAGACCGCACUGCAAUACUGGAAAAAAAAUGUAUUUGUCUGUGUUCAUCAGGGAGCGCUCUACUUUAACCAAAUCAAAACCGGUGUCAUUUUGAUUCCUGUGACUACUGCAGCCAUUUGUGUCAUUCAUUGUAUUGUGUUUGAACAGAUUUUAUUCACUUUAGAAUAAUUUGUAUGUUUCAACAGAUUGUAUUUGCUUCAGAAUAAUUUGUAUGUUUGUGACACUGACCUUUUUACUUAGCUUUACAAUAAAAAAAGAGCACAAAGUCUGCAGAGGGGCCUUGUAGAGAUUCAGUCUCUCCCAGACAACUCAGCAAGAUCACUGAAGUAGCAGGAUGAGUCAGGAAUCAGACUAAUUCCUGGGGUAAAACAAUUCAAUAUUUUAGCUGCUAAUAAUUAAAAGUAUAAAUAAACUACAAUUUUGUGCUCA
This is a messenger RNA of Phyllopteryx taeniolatus (common seadragon), 5322 nucleotides long. RefSeq names its product CTTNBP2 N-terminal-like protein. The record is from RefSeq and is a predicted model, not a curated record. NCBI's taxonomy places the organism in Eukaryota, Metazoa, Chordata, Actinopteri, Syngnathiformes, Syngnathidae.